Messenger RNA from Talaromyces stipitatus ATCC 10500, 1524 nucleotides. Its product is annotated as cytochrome P450, putative. The record is from RefSeq and is a predicted model, not a curated record. Gene Ontology annotation, molecular function: iron ion binding; heme binding; oxidoreductase activity, acting on paired donors, with incorporation or reduction of molecular oxygen. The transcript has 6 exons. NCBI's taxonomy places the organism in Eukaryota, Fungi, Ascomycota, Eurotiomycetes, Eurotiales, Trichocomaceae. Bases 1 to 1524 code for a protein of 507 amino acids.
AUGGACCUCGAAAACUCACUCGUGUCUACCUUUGGCGCCCUUGCUUUAACAACAGUACUACUUGCGGGAGUGAUAAUCUGGUCUCUUUUCUUCACCGGUCCGAAAACAUUUAAUUAUCCUAUAUAUGGCGCUGAAGGCGAGAAGCCCAGUACCCUGAUGCGUAAAUUUCAGCAUCAAGCAGACAUUCUUUUGGUUGAUGCUUACAAGAAGUUUCGGGGCGGUAUUUUUCAACUGUAUACGCCUGAUGGGGUUCGUCUUUUUCUACCUAGAAAGUAUGCACAGGAACUGAAGGGGUACAAUCGAGAGGAACUGAGUGGUAUGAAAGCGCUCGCAGAUCGUCACUUGGGCCAAUAUACUACCAUCGACCACGAAAGCCCAUAUAUGUUGAAUGCCAUAAAACUUGACCUAAACCAAAAAUUAGGGCAAUUCGUUACCGAUGUGCAAAAUGAAGUUGCCCAGGUUAUUAAUACUACAUUUCCGGCUUGUGAAGACUGGACACCGGUCAAUUUGAAUGAUUUACUUCUUCGAAUCAUCUCCCAGGCGUCAGCCAGGAUAUUUGUUGGUCCAUCUCUGAACCGCAGCAAAGAGUGGUUGGAUUUAAGUGAGAAAUUCGCAACAGACGUGAUGAUCGGAGGGGAGAAGCUCAAAGGCUGGAGGCCCAUUCUCCGUCCAAUUGCACAAUACCUUAUUCCGGAAGUUCGGCGGAUUCAAGCCGAUCAUGAAGAAGCAUAUCAAAUGCUGCGUCCUGUUCUGGAGGCAAGGGAAAAAGAGGAGGCUGAGAAGGGAGAUCACUACGAGAGGCCAAAUGACAUGUUGGAAUGGAUCAGAACGAGAGCUACCAAGAACAACGACAAAUCAGUGGACUAUCGGGAGCAGGCAAAAAUACAGUUGCUGACAGCGACCGCCGCUAUUCACACAACCCGCCUCGCUACACUCCAUGUCUUAUUUGAUUUGGCUGCCAGGCCGGAGUAUAUUGAUCCUCUCCGUGAAGAACUGCAACAAGUUCUAGCCGAGACAGAUGGGCCUUUAACAAAGCAGACGCUUACGCAUUUGAAAAAACUCGAUAGUUUUAUGAAAGAGUCUCAACGGCACAAUCCUCCAUCACUCGCAACAUUUCAGCGGAAAGUUCUUACCCCUGUCAAGCUCUCCAAUGGUCUUGAACUACCCAGGGGCGUCAUUGUACAAUGCAAUACUGGAGUUCUCGAUGAAGUGCCUGAGAGUUGGGGUGAUCCCCAUGCCUUUGAUGGAUUUCGCUUCUAUAAGUUAAGGAGCAAGCCAGAGGACGCGCAUAAAUAUCAGUUUGCCAGCAUUUCUCUCGAGUCUAUGGAGUUUGGUCUCGGCAAGGACGCCUGUCCCGGACGUUUUUUUGCCACGAAUCAAAUCAAAAUCAUCCUUGCACACCUAAUUCUUUACUAUGAUUUGGCUCUGGAGAAGCCUGAUCUUGGACGGCCGAAGAAUUUCAUGUUUGAGGUCAAUGUCCUAGCGGAUCCUACAGCUAGGUUGCUGUUGAAACGAAGGGCUUGA